This is a messenger RNA of Ilex paraguariensis (yerba mate), 267 nucleotides long. NCBI's taxonomy places the organism in Eukaryota, Viridiplantae, Streptophyta, Magnoliopsida, Aquifoliales, Aquifoliaceae. The record is from the annotation of a GenBank genome assembly.
AUCCUCAGUAAUGGUAUGUACAAAAGCAUCGAGCACAGGGUUCUGGUGAAUGCAGCGAAAGAAAGGAUCUCCAUUGCUAUGUUUUUCAACCCUAAAUUUGAAGCUGAGAUUGGACCAGCAAACAUUCUUAUAAACCCACAGAACCCUCCAUUAUUCAAAAAGAUUACAAUGGAGAACUACUUUAAAGACUUCCUCUCUCAUAAGCUCGAUGGGAAGUCAUAUCUGGAGCAAAUGAAGCUGAAAAAUUCAAAAAGUCACACCAUUUGA